AUGAGCCGUGAAGAAGUGAGACAAUUGCUACGCCCUUCCCCCGACGUGUCGAAUCAAAUUAUUUCCUGGUUGAAUUCUGAAAACAUCUCCCCGGACACUAUUGAGCUAGACAGGAACUGGAUAGCCUUUCAAGCUACAGUUUCUCAAGCGGAGCGAAUGUUGAAGACAAAAUUCUUGUUGUACAAGAACAAAGACAGUGAUGAUACGGUCAUCAGAGCUCUUGAAUAUUCAGUACCAAAUGAGAUUCACGAAUAUAUUCAGUUGAUUCAGCCAACGACUCGAUUUGGGGGGCUCGAUUCUUUGCACGGAUUUAGCAAUGCGUCGCACGUUGUCACCACAGCAAAAGACCUUGCUGCAGGAUGUGGGACGGUAGUUACGCCCGAUUGUCUGCGAGAUCUAUACGGCCUUAGUAACAUAACAGCGAAACCUGAUGUUCGGAAUCGACUGGGUAUAGCGGGAUUCUUGGAGCAGUAUGCUCGCUACAGCGACUUCUUCCAUUUCAUGCAAGUGUACGCACCCGGUAAAACAGGCGCAAACUUCACCGUGGUCUCGAUCAAUGGUGGGCAAAAUGACCAAGACUCUCCCAAGAACAGCGUUGAGGCAAGCCUGGAUCUCCAGUACACCAUUUCGCUAGCCUACCGCGCACUAGUGACCUUUUACACCACUGGUGGCCGAGGACCCGUGAUCCCUGAUGGUGAAGAACCAAUAGCUAUCUCAACAAAUGAACCAUACCUCGAGCAGCUUCACUAUUUAGUUAAUCUCCCGGACAAGGAACUUCCCGCCGUUAUAACCAUGUCAUAUGGUGAAUCAGAGCAGAGCGUGCCAAAAUCGUAUGCUACAGCCAGCUGCAAUCUAUUUGCUCAGCUGGGUGCCAGAGGCGUCACUGUCAUUUUUAGUAGUGGUGACUCUGGACCUGGAGGAACAUGCGAAAGUAACGAUGGGAGCUACCGAACCAAAUUCAUUCCCAAUUGGCCCGCAUCCUGUCCAUUCGUUACCUCUGUCGGUGGGACGUUUGGGAGCUCACCAGAACAGGGAAUCAGCUUCUCUGGGGGCGGAUUCUCAGACUACUUCGAUCGACCGUCUUAUCAAGAUUCUGUUGUACAAAGUUUUCUGGACAAAAAUGGUAACAAAUGGAAAGGAUUGUUCAAUCCUGCUGGCAGAGGUAUUCCCGACGUUUCAGCCCAAGCAAGCCGUUUCAUGGUCAGAGACCAUGGUGUGUAUUUGACCGUUGGAGGAACCAGGUCUGAACACCUUCGAACCAGAUCAGCGUAUGACCGUGCUGAUGUUUAUCUAGCGCGUCUGCACCAGUGA
Molecule: messenger RNA, 1311 nt
Organism: Penicillium pulvis
Lineage: Eukaryota; Fungi; Ascomycota; Eurotiomycetes; Eurotiales; Aspergillaceae
Product: S53 family peptidase
Exons: 1
Coding region: 1-1311 (436 amino acids)
Biological process (GO): proteolysis
Molecular function (GO): serine-type endopeptidase activity; tripeptidyl-peptidase activity
Source: RefSeq, a predicted model, not a curated record